This is a messenger RNA of Spirodela intermedia, 2161 nucleotides long. The record is from the annotation of a GenBank genome assembly. NCBI's taxonomy places the organism in Eukaryota, Viridiplantae, Streptophyta, Magnoliopsida, Alismatales, Araceae.
AUGCGAGGGAGGACGUUCGGCUUCUCCCAAAGAUUUCUUCUUUCCCAGGUAACGCCCUUGGCAGGCUCUUGGCGCCAGUCGCGGCCCAGCUCGAGGUUCCCAAGCCGUCCCGCGAUCGCCGCGGCGGCAGGAAGGAUGGAGAGCAGCGCCGCCGACGCCAGCCGCUCCCGCGGCCCGGGUACCAUUCCCAAGGUCUCGAAGAUCCAGUCGGUGAUCGGGCAGGACUCCCAAGGUGCAACGUCUUAGCUCGCCGUGGAGUUCAUUCCUUCGGAUUGACGACAGCUUUCCUUGAAUACACGUCAUAGAAAUUGAUCAUAGCCACGACUAGGACCGGAGAAACUCCACACUCGAGUCGAUAUCUAACUCCUUUUAGGGCUUCUUAGUGAUUAUUGGCCAUACCCAAUUGUGGAUUGAUGGGUGUGUUGGCAUGAUCAGGCGGGUGGGAGAGAUGCUGGGAGGAAGGACUUACGCCGUGGGAUCUGGGAAAGCCGACGCCUCUGAUUGCACAUCUCGUUCAGACCGGGGAUCUUCCUCUGGGCAGGGCUCUGGUUCCUGGAUGUGGCAGUGUGAGAGUCCUUGACCCCUUGUUUCGUCUGCUUUAGCACGCUUCCAGUUAUUCAGGGUAUCAUCAUCUGCAUACAGUCGCAUAUGUUCAAUAAUCAAGAAAUUCCUCUGUUCGUACCAAAUCCCUGUCGUUUAUUGAUGGUUCUCCGUGGAAUUGUUUCACUCCUGCUCCGUUAAUUUCACUAAAUUUUUGAGUCGCAGGGCCACGACGUGGUUGCAAUGGCUGGCCCGGAGAGGCAUGUCGUCGGAGUGGACAUAUCUGUGAGUGCAAUACAGAAAGCAUGUGAGGUAAGUCUGGUAGAAGGAAAGUAAAAGGAAUAAAUGAACAUGUGAAGGAAGAGAGUUACGAUGAGAUAUUACUGUACCUUUUCUUUAUGAAAUAUUAGUCCCUUCCACGAGCCAAUAUCCUAGUUCUGUGCCGAACCAGAUGACGUCCGCGUUGCCAAACAAGGAACACUUCACAUUUCUGGCAGAAGAUUUCUUUGCCUGGCAACCGACCGAGCUGUUCGAUCUAAUAUUUGAUUAUACGUAAGUUCUGAGCUCAUGCCAUGUGAUUUCAGCUUUCUUAUGCACCUUUUCAUGUCCGCAUGUCAUGAUCUACAGGUUCUUCUGUGCAAUUGAUCCGUCCAUGAGGUCUGCUUGGGCUGACCGAAUUGGAGAUCUCUUAAAGCCCGACGGGGAACUGAUCACACUGAUGUAUCCGGUAAAUUUUUCUAUCUACUUGAUUCACGUUCCCUUGGAUUGUGUGAUCACCUUUGUUGGGGUUUGACCAUGUUCGAUUUGGCAGAUGGAUGAAUUUGACGGUGGACCUCCGUAUGCAGUUUCAGUCAGUGAGUACGUAUACAGCUAAAAACACAGAAGAAACAAUGCAUGCGAUCUACGAAUCAAGUAGAUGUCUUUAAUGAUCUUGGAAAGAGAUUAGGGGAAUUACAAUGUUCCUGGAUAAUUAUGAAGCCUUUUUCUUUGAGAAUUUUUUUUUCUUCUUGUUGAAUAGAUUGCACUGACCUUUGUCUCCGACACACAGCUAUGAGGAGGUACUACAUUCCCUGGGCUUCAAGGCCAUCUCAGUGGUGGACAAUGAGCUAGCAAUUGCGCCACGAAAGGUUCUCUCACUUGAUCAUAUCAUCGAAAUUUUCUUGAAAAUCUAGAAUCUUCCGUUACAUUUCAUGUAACUGCUUGUUAUCCUUUCUAUUUUAUUGUUAAAACCAUAUUCUAAAAACAUAAAAUCUCGAAAAUAUUUUUGGAAAUAAAACCGGCCAAAAAGAGCAUGUUUUCCUGUUUAGGGAAAACUAAGAUGACCCAAAGGAAAAGAAAAGUUAUUUAAUCCAGAAGUUUCUAUCAAACCUUCUUAAUAGUCCUUGAUGUGAGCCGCUGGUCAUUCUGCAUAUCUCAGUUAAGGUUCAGUUCAACAACUCCAGCCCAUUAUUUGGUGAGUAAGCAUAUAGGCGCAAUAAUUAAUCCUACAGUUCUAUUUUGUUCCUAUACUAGCAAAAUAUUACCUUCCCGGCUGUGGAUCCGCUGAUAUGUGCAGUUUUUUUGGCAGGGGAGGGAGAAGGUUGGACGAUGGAAGAGGAAAUCACCACAGGCACAUAUGUGA